GCGCGCAGGCGCAGGUUCCGCGGGGGCGUGGCUUGUAAACUACCUGCUGCAGGUAGGUUUCGUGCUGCUCUUCCAGUCGCUGGCUCGUUUUCUCUCCGCUGCACACUGAACAUUAGUCAGCUCGCUCAUCACAGGUAAAACCUCACCUGAGACACCGGAAGUGGAUUUUCUUUGGACGUGUUUUCCUUCGUCCCGUUUCCUGAAAUGACGUCAUCCAGCAGCAGGUGAAGGUCACGUGAUGUCAGGAUGCCUGGAUUCUCACCUGAGCCGCCUCCUUCAGAUCACCAUGGUGAUGCCGUCUCCACCUCUGAAGGAAGUGAUGUAGCACCUGUGGAGGAAGUGACGGACAUGGAGCUGUCUCUGGAUCUUUUUCUUUCCACUUCGUCUCCGACGCAGCUGGACGUGGAUGAAGUGGACGGCAGCUGGAGCCAGGACGGAGACCUGCAGGGAUGUGGACAGUUGGAGAGGAGGUGGCUCCUCUGGCACGAGUUCAUGAAAGAACACGCCCACCUGGAUACCUGGCUGCGAUUGGCUGAGCAGGCCGUCAGCUCCUCUAACCCCGCCCAUGUUACCUAUGUUGCUGCCAAGGAAGAGCAGAGGAAGUUCGAGAGGUUGCGGUGCGAGGCCGGAUCUCGCCUCGUCCAGUUGGACAGUCUGACCCGGAGGAACCGGAUGCUGACUCGGCUGUUUCAGGGCGCCAUGAAGGCUCGGCUGCUGGCGUCGGCGAGGGAGUGCGGGCAACGAUGGGACGACGUGAACGGCAAACUGGAAACCAUCACUGGACGACUGAAGCUGUUUGUCUCAGAGUGGGAGGGGUUUGAGGCGGAGAGGGAGGAGCUCGCUCUCUGGUUGGCUGACCUGGACGUCCGUCUGACUGAGGUGGAUCACCUGACAGGAAACACCUGCGAAAAGCUGAGACGUCUCCAGUCUUUCCAGCAGUGUGUGUGCGUGAACUCGGGCCGUGUGAACGCACUGUUGCGUCGCGGCGAGGAGUUGAUCCAACGCAGCCAACCGAGCGACGCGCAGCACGUGGAGAGCCGCCUGCUGGAGCUGCUGCGCCACUGCAGCCUCGUCUACAACAACAUCGCACGGACACACACCCGGCUGCUGAGCAUGAGACUGGUGUUUGAGGACGACUGGAUCUUGUCUCAGGCCACAGACUCCGGCUGUCCGUCAGAGAGUCUGUUAGAGGACGAAGGAGCGCUUGAUAAAGCCAACCUGGACGUCCCUGCAGUGUCCGACCAUGCUGACGACCUGCCCUCACCUGUUCGCCUCCCUCCUCCCUCUCCGUCCUCGCCUACCCAUGAGCACCUGGGGCUGGAGUGGGACCCCUCAGUCGAUAUCGGGCGUUCUGUUUCCCGCGACGACGCCGACUCGUCGUAUUUCAGUGCCAGCACAGGUCUGUGUCACAGGGACGGUCUGAAGAGGCGGAGCUACCUGAGCUCGCUCGGCUCUCAGUCUGACAUCAGCCAGGAAGCAGAUCAGAGACUGUCGGGAUGGUUCGACCACGCCCACCCCGCAGUCUUCUCACCAGCAGAGACGAAGGGGGGAGGGACUCGGCUGAAUGGAGACCAAUGGACGACCUCGACUCCUGACAGAGAAGACAGCGAGCCAGUCAGCUUCGACGGCGGGCGUGUGAGGGCGUGGCUCGGAGUCCAGAGCCCCGCCCCUCUAGAGAGGGGGACUUCCUGUUCCAAAGCGGUGCAGACAGACGGGCAGGUAAAGCUUCACCUGGAAGGAAGCUACAUGGAUACAUCCAACAGCCAACGUCGCCAUGACAACACACAACAGCCUUUUCCUGCCCCCUCCCCUGCACCAUCACAUGACGUAAAACCCUUGUCUGAUUGGAUGAAGCACCAGUAUCGAUCAAACCUUCAGGAUGAAGAGGAGCAGUCCUGCUGGGAAGAAGCUGAGUAUCUUCUCUCUGAACAGAGGGUGACCUCCAGCAGCAGGACUCCUUCCUCCCUGCUCUCCCCAGCCCUCCUCUACCUCCUCCUGGCUGCAGCUCUGGUUCUCCUGGCCUGUCUGAUCUGGGUCGCCCUGGAGCCGCCGUGUCACCGCAGCGGCCGGAUGCCUCGCGGCUUCCACCUGACGCUGAGAUACGUCAACGGACCCCCGCCCACAUGAAGACCGUCCAGAGACUCUCGUGGAGAGCAGCUGGACAAAGCACUUUUCUCAGGCUCUGCAGAGCGGCGGUCUGAAACUCAUCGUGUAAUGUCAAGUUUAUGUGCUCAUUUCAAUUAACCCCCGAGCCUGGCUCGAACAGCAAAGAUCUGACAGAAACCUGCUGGGAAUGCAGGAGGGCAAAGCAGGAUAAUUAGACGUCGAUUCAGGGGCAGCACUGAGUGUCAAACAUGCUUCCACAAUCCCUGAAACAGCAUUCUGCUUUGUUCUUCUCCUGUAAGCAACGCUGAAGAAUCAGAGAAACAUUUCAUUUCUCAUCUUUAAUACUUGUUCUGAGACAGAUGCACCAGUUGUCUUUGCUGUUUGCACAUAAAAAGAGGCAGAUUAAAGGGUUAGUUAGCUGGAGUUAUUUGAAUUUGGGUUGUAUGAGCUACUAAUUCUGCAGUAGACAGCGGCCAGCACAUGUAUGCUAUAUAAGAUGUGUUUUGUUUUGUUUUCUGACGGGAAGUGACCAGAAACAGAAAGUCCAUGUUUAAACCAAAGUAACACAAACUGAUGUAGGCAGCGACAGACCAACAAGCACCAGGUCCUGCAAGGUAAAAUUAUUUUGUCAAUGAAGUUUGGUCACUUUGGAAAGCA
Molecule: messenger RNA, 2763 nt
Organism: Larimichthys crocea (large yellow croaker)
Lineage: Eukaryota; Metazoa; Chordata; Actinopteri; Sciaenidae
Product: nesprin-2
Exons: 13
Coding region: 247-2127 (626 amino acids)
Cellular component (GO): nuclear envelope; meiotic nuclear membrane microtubule tethering complex; membrane
Molecular function (GO): protein binding
Source: RefSeq, a predicted model, not a curated record